AUGAUUCAUUUUAAAAAUAUAUCUAAUAAGCGAUUAUGCUUCAAAUGGAAAAUAAAAUUCAACAUUUAUAAAAAAAAAAGUGUGCAUUUCUCAAAUUAUGCAAAAAUACUAAAUAAAUAUCCUUCAAACAAAAUAAUAAGCCCUGUAUUUUUUUCCACUUCAAAAAAUUCAGAUUACAUUAAUCAUAUCAAUGAAAUAAACAAUUUCAUUGAAUUGUUUCAAAAAAACUCUGAGAGUGCUUCAUCUAAUAUUGAAAAUAUCACUUCUAUAUUGCAAAAAAUAAAAAAUGAGAAAAAGUAUAAAGAAAAUGAAGAUAUCAUAGAAAUAAUCAGCAGCAUAAAAUUACUAAUAGAGAAAAGAGUUCGUCCAAUAAUUUUAAAUGACGGUGGUGAUAUAAAAUUUAUAUGUUUUGAUAUUGACAGUGGCAUAGUUUAUGUACAGUUAGAAGGAGCCUGUGUUACAUGUUCACAAAGUGAAAUGACUCUACAGUACAUGAUAAAAAAUAUGCUAACAUAUUACAUAUCUGAAAUUAAGGAAAUUAAAAAUGUGUCAAAAAAUGGUGUUAUUCUUUAA
Molecule: messenger RNA, 573 nt
Organism: Plasmodium relictum
Lineage: Eukaryota; Apicomplexa; Aconoidasida; Haemosporida; Plasmodiidae
Gene: IscU2
Product: NifU-like protein, putative
Exons: 2
Coding region: 1-573 (190 amino acids)
Biological process (GO): iron-sulfur cluster assembly
Cellular component (GO): mitochondrion
Molecular function (GO): iron-sulfur cluster binding; iron ion binding
Source: RefSeq, a predicted model, not a curated record